Messenger RNA from Diutina rugosa, 330 nucleotides. RefSeq names its product Ecm15p (gene ECM15). Gene Ontology annotation, cellular component: cytosol. The coding region runs from base 1 to 330 and encodes 109 amino acids. The transcript has a single exon. The record is from RefSeq and is a predicted model, not a curated record. Lineage: Eukaryota; Fungi; Ascomycota; Pichiomycetes; Serinales; Debaryomycetaceae.
AUGGUGUGUACGUUACCUUGUUUGGCUGAUGUGUGUGUGAUUCCCAUCGGUACCGGACUGGCUCUGGUAUCUGACGAAGUGACGUUGGUGACGCGGUUGGCACAGCAGUCGCCGCUCCACACCGUCCUCCACUCUGCGGGGACGACCAUCGAGGGUCCCUGGAAUGAAGUGAUGGAACUUAUUGGUCAAUUCCACGAGGCGCUUCAUAAGCUGGGAGUGGUGAGAAUUCAGUCCGACAUACGCGUUGGAACUCGGACCGAUAAGAGCCAACUGCCUGAAGACAAGGUCAACAUUGUCAAGAAAAAGUUGGCUCAAGCCCAGAACGAAUAG